AGAGAGAGCGAGGCGCACGUGGCGAUCUCUCUUCUCUAACCGCCGCCGAUGCAGUCGUCACCCCCGCUGCCGGCGACGGCGGCGGGAGCUCAUCGCCGCCGCCAGCCUCCAGCGCCCUCCGCGCCCGCCUACCUCGCCGCGGCGCUGACGUUCCUCGUUCUCGCAGCGCUCGCCUACUCCCGCGCCGCCUUCCCCCACUUCCCGCACCCUCCGGCCACCCGCCGGUGCCGCCCCGACGCCGAGGGCUCCUGGUCGGCCGGCGUAUUCCUCGGGGACUCCCCCUUCUCCCUCAAGCCCAUCGAACACUGGGGGAUCUCCAGCGGCGGUGGAGCGGCGUGGCCGGUGGCGAACCCAGUGGUGACGUGCGCGGACUUGGAGGGGGCUGGAUUUCCCAGCAGCUUCGUCGCCAACCCCUUUCUCUUCAUCCAGGGGGAUGCCAUUUAUAUGUUUUUCGAGAUGAAAGACCCUGUUACAUCACAAGGGAACAUUGCUGCUGCCAUUAGCAAAGACGCCGGUGCAACAUGGCAGCAGCUGGGUGUAGUAUUGGAUGAGGAGUGGCACCUUUCUUAUCCUUACGUGUUUAGCUACGAAAACAAGACAUACAUGAUGCCUGAAAGCAGCAAAAAAGGGAACCUUAUGUUGUAUUACGCCGUGGAUUUUCCCCUUAAGUGGAAAUUAGAAAAAGUCCUUCUGGAGAGGCCACUUGUAGAUUCAGUCAUCGUAAAUUUCCAGGGUACCUAUUGGCUUCUUGGAUCAGAUAUAAGUUCUUAUGGCUCGAAGCAGAGAGGACUCUGUAUUUGGUAUAGCAGCUCUCCUCUUGGUCCAUGGAACCCACACAAGCAGAAUCCAGUUCAUAAUAAUAAUGACAACAGGCCGAGUGCCAGAAAUGGAGGCAGGCCAUUCAUUUACAAUGGCAAUCUUUAUCGCAUAGGUAAAGACCGUGGUGGUGGAUCUUGCUAUAGUAUCAAAGUGUUCAAAGUUGAAGUCCUGACAGUAAAUCUAUACAAGGAAGUUGCGGUCCCAUUUGUUCUUGAUAAACCCCUCAAGGGCCGAAAUGCAUGGGAUGGGGCGAGGUCCCAUCACCUUGAUAUCCAGCAGCUUCCAUUAGGGCAGCUUUGGAUUGGAGUAAUGGAUGGAGACAAAGUGCCCUCAGGUGACUCGGUUCAUCGCCUGACUAUAGGCUACAUGUUUUAUGGUGUUGCUUCCAUUGUAGUUCUGCUUCUUGGUGCGCUUAUUGGUGCAAUAAAGUGCAUCUUACCACUCAGAUGGUAUUUACCACAUACUGAGAAACGGAGAGACACCUUCAAUAUCGAGAAGCAGGUCUUUCUGUGCCAUAAAUUUGGUUUGCUUGUAUGCAAUGUUAACAAGUUGGGAUCUCUUAUUGGUGGAAGAAUUAAUUACAGAGCCGGGAAAGGCAGAAUUUAUAUAGCUGUAAUAAUAUUGAUAUUAGUAAUCCUAACCUGUUUUGGGACUCACUACAUCUUUGGUGGCAAUGGUGCAGAAGAUCCAUAUCCUGUUAAGGGCAGUUACUCACAGUUCACAUUGUUGACCAUGACAUAUGAUGCCCGACUUUGGAAUCUGAAGAUGUUUGUGGAGCAUUACUCCAAAUGUGCAUCAGUGAGGGAGAUUGUAGUGGUCUGGAACAAAGGUCGACCCCCAUCGCAAGGUGAAUUGAAGUCGAUGGUACCUGUUAGGAUCAGAGUUGAAAAUAAGAACACACUGAACAACAGAUUUAACAUAGACAAAGAAAUUAAGACGAGAGCUGUUAUGGAGCUUGAUGAUGAUAUCAUGAUGACGUGUGAUGACUUAGAGCGUGGAUUCAAGGUUUGGAGGGAGCACCCUGAUAGGAUUGUUGGUUACUAUCCACGCCUUGCUGAGGGCAGGCCUCUGGAAUACCGCAAUGAGAGGUAUGUUCGACAACAAGGAGGUUAUAACAUCAUACUAACAGGAGCAGCAUUUAUGGACCAUGAGCUGGCCUUUAAGAGGUACUGGAGCAAAGAGGCUGAGAUAGGAAGGCAGAUUGUUGAUAAUUUCUUUAAUUGUGAGGAUGUUCUCCUAAAUUUCUUGUUUGCAAAUGCAAGCUCGAUGAGCACAGUGGAGUAUGUAAAACCAGCUUGGGCAAUUGACAUGUCUAAGUUCUCAGGAGUGGCCAUUAGUCGAAACACACAGGCACAUUACCAUAUUAGGAGCAAGUGCCUUUCUAUAUUUUCAGGAAUCUAUGGGAAUUUAACUUCGAAAAGGUUCUUUAACAGCCGAGGUGAUGGCUGGGAUGUAUAAUGACACAGAUAGCUAGGUAGUCUUUUCUUGAUUUGUAAAAGGCCUGCUUAGCAAUGUUUAUAAGGUAGUCAGCCAGUAUUUGACAAGUGCAAUGUGAUUCAUAGUUUGUAGCUA
Messenger RNA from Setaria italica (foxtail millet), 2391 nucleotides. RefSeq names its product glycosyltransferase family protein 64 protein C5. Gene Ontology annotation, molecular function: glycosyltransferase activity. NCBI's taxonomy places the organism in Eukaryota, Viridiplantae, Streptophyta, Magnoliopsida, Poales, Poaceae. Gene Ontology annotation, cellular component: membrane. The coding region runs from base 49 to 2277 and encodes 742 amino acids. The transcript has 4 exons. The record is from RefSeq and is a predicted model, not a curated record.